AUGUUUUCUCAAAAUCGCGAUUCAAUAAUAAAGCAUUCAAAUAGUUCUUCGUCGCUAAAUGCGCGUAUACGAAAGAGAAAGUAUAGUAACUUAAGCAACAAUCCAUUGUCGAGUUCUACAAAAUAUAAUGAUACCAUAACAACGGCGUCUGAUGAUAACAAUCACCAACAAUCACACCAGAGAAAUGGAUUCAAUAUUGCAUCGAUAUGUUCCAAAGCCUGGGGUUAUUUAAAAAGUACUAUUGAUCCUUAUCUUCAAAUUAGAGGAGCUGAUGAUGAAUACAAAAAGUUGCAUCCAACAGAGCGGGCUCCUAAAAGAUUUAAGAAGAAUGAUACAACGCUGAAAGAAUCGACAAAUCAUUUAAUGCUCACAAAUACGCCAAAGAAUAAAAUAGUUAAUGAAAAUCAGCGAACCCCAGUGUUGUCGUUAGAGAACAGAGAUUAUGAUUUCACGGGAUUUGAAGCCAAGUCUGCAAAACUAAACCAAGAAAUGUUUUUCAGCGAUAAUCUAUUUAGUCUCGAAAGUGACAUUAAAAGUAUAAUGAAGGAAAAUAAGAAAGAGAAACAGCAAAAUAAACUAUAUGGUAGUAGUUUCACCUUCAAAAGGAAAUUUAACAGAAAGAAGAGCAGAGAUGUUAUCGCGGACUCACAGAAUUAUACUGAUGUUAGUUCAAUCAAUCAAUCUUUCAAUCCUAUACUACCAAAAUCAAUGACCAAUAUUUCAAUCAAUUAUGAGUCGAGUCCUAAUAAUUCAAUGUUGUUCGAUGAUGAUUUACGUAUCAUCAAAGUUAGGAAAAUCCCAAAAAGCUCACGUUUAUCAAAGAAUUCAAUUUUCCAAAGGACUGAUGAGGAUGUGGAAUCGUUAAUGGUAUUAUCGAAAUACAAGACAUACUAUAAAAUAUUGAACGAAAAGAGAAAAUUACAAGAGAAUCUUUAUAAGCAGCGUGAUUUUGUGGAAGGAAAGGAAAUUAUUCAGCCAUUGAAAGAGAAUGAAUUGAAGAAGGUUGAAGAAAUUUGGAAACUAGAAAGAUCCCAACCUGGUGUGCAGAUUGUGUCCUUGGCCAACAUUGAUAUUUCGGUUCGUGAUUUGAGCACACUCAAAGAUCGCCAGUGGCUUAAUGACAAUAUCAUGGAUUCUUACCUAUCAAUGGUGGUUGAAAGAUCAAAAAAAUCUACUGAUUUGCCAAAUAUUUUCGUGUUUACUACGCACUUCUAUACCACUUUAUCGGGCAAAGGUUAUAGUGGUGUUAAACGAUGGGCAAAAAGAAAGAAGAUUGAUGUGACGAAGCUUGAUUAUGUUUUCGUUCCUAUUAAUGUGAUGAAUUCACAUUGGUCAUUGGCGGUGGUGAAUAAUAAACAUAAAAAAUUCCAAUAUUUUGACUCUUUGCCAGGAUCAGGACAAUCAAUAUUGAUGGAUUUACAAGAUUAUAUGACCGAAGAAUCGAAAAGAUUAUAUCCAAAUGAUGAACCCAUAGAUUAUGAGAAUGUUUACGAAUUUGUCGCCAAAGAAAAAUUUCCCCAACAGAAAAAUGGGUUCGAUUGUGGAGUUUUCGCUUGUACAGGAAUAAAUUUCUUGAGUAAAGAAGGUGAUUUAAAAUUCAGUCAAAAUGACAUGCCAAUAAUUAGAAGAAAAAUGGCUUAUGAAAUUAUCACCAGCCAUCUAAAAGAUUGA
Saccharomycopsis crataegensis is the source of this 1671-nucleotide messenger RNA. It is a transcript of the gene ULP1, whose product is annotated as SUMO protease ULP1. Gene Ontology annotation, cellular component: nucleus. The record is from RefSeq and is a predicted model, not a curated record. The transcript has a single exon. The coding region runs from base 1 to 1671 and encodes 556 amino acids. Gene Ontology annotation, biological process: proteolysis; protein desumoylation. Gene Ontology annotation, molecular function: deSUMOylase activity. NCBI's taxonomy places the organism in Eukaryota, Fungi, Ascomycota, Saccharomycetes, Ascoideales, Saccharomycopsidaceae.